Messenger RNA from Bombina bombina (fire-bellied toad), 1434 nucleotides. It is a transcript of the gene MDH1B, whose product is annotated as malate dehydrogenase 1B. Gene Ontology annotation, biological process: oxaloacetate metabolic process; tricarboxylic acid cycle; malate metabolic process. The record is from RefSeq and is a predicted model, not a curated record. Bases 1 to 1416 code for a protein of 471 amino acids. Gene Ontology annotation, molecular function: L-malate dehydrogenase (NAD+) activity. The transcript has 9 exons. NCBI's taxonomy places the organism in Eukaryota, Metazoa, Chordata, Amphibia, Anura, Bombinatoridae.
AUGGCGAGAUUCGUUUUGUCAGGCAGGGCUGAUUGCCCAUAUUAUGCCAAAGCAGAACUUCUUGCUGAUUAUCUACAGAAAAAUCUUCCUUAUUUCAGAGUUCACAAGGUUCUUCAUCAUCCGGAUACAUGGGAGCCAUGGCUAAAUGACUUAUGCAAGAAAAAUAACUGGAAGCACACACGCUCCCCUAUAAUAUGGAGAGAGCUGCUGGACAGAGGUGGAAAAGGAUUAUAUCUGGGGGGAUUUAAUGAUUUUAUGGAGCAUGCCCAGGAAUAUUAUAAUGUCACUUCUGACAUGUUGAGUGAUCUUAUGAAGAAUGUUGCUGUGGAGAACAUGAACACUUAUGUCCAGAUUCAAAGCGAGGCGGAGGAAGUUCAAAGCCAUUUCAAUCCUUUACACAUCUGGAUCACUAGUGCAUCUUUACCAACAUGCUACCAUUUAAUCCCACUUUUGGUAGAUGGGGAAGUAUUUGGAAUGAAUAAUAGUCUUAUCUUACAUCUGUUGGACAGCAGCUGCAGUGAGGAAACCCUCAAGGCUCUGGUAAUGGAAGCUGAAGACUUAGCAUAUCCUCUUCUUCGGCAAGUCACAAUGCACUCACUGACUGAUGAAGCAUUUCUUGAUGCUGAUGUUGUCAUUGUGUUGGAUGAUGCCCUUCCGAAGGCAGAACAAUCUGCUGAAGCUCACAUUAAGGAGGCUACAGACCUAUGCGUGCAGUAUGGAAGGCUUAUUAGUCAGAAUGCAAACAAGGGAGUGAAGGUGGUUGUGACGGGAAGCAGCUACGUGAAUCUUAAGGCCCUAGUGAUUAUAAAUAGUGCACCAUCCAUCGAUCACCACAAUGUUGUGGCUUUACCAACACAAUUGGAAUUUGAAGCUAAAGGUCUCUUAGCAAGCAAACUGAAUACAAAUGCAGCAAUGAUCAGAGAUGUAAUUGUCUGGGGCAAUAUAAGUGGUAUUAACCACCUUGGUCUGCAACACGCAAAGGUCUACCAGUAUGAAAGUGCACUGUGGGGACCAGCAAACUUCUCACGCCCACUACUUGGCAUGAUGUAUGACAGCAUGUGGAUAAAGAAUGAUCUUUUGCAAGAAUGGCGUCGGAGAAGGCAACACCGCAAAGGCAUGUCAGCAGCAUAUUGUAUAGCCAAGCUUUUAUCGUGGUGGUAUCAGGAUUCCAACAGUGGGGAGAUAGUGUCGUUGGGUGUGCUCAGUGAAGGUCAGUUUGAACUUCCGGAAGGUAUUGUUUACUCCAUGCCCAUACAAUUCCAGAAUGGAAGUUGGCACAUAUAUACACAAGCCUCUGUUUCAGAAGAUGCAAAGGAAAUAUUACUCAAUGCAGCCAAAGAAUUAAUCAAGGAGAAAGGAAUAUUUUUAGGAGUUCCAGAAAAAGACGAUAAUGAAAACAGAAUUCUCGGUAACUGAUUCAGUUUUAAUGACAAU